AGUUCAUCUGAGAUCCGCUGCUUCACUCGGCUGCUUCUAACGGAACUCACGGUUGUGCUGUGUUUGAAGAUGGCGGCUCCCGGCUUUUGUCGCCUCUUAGUUCUGCUCCUCAUCACACUGUCACACACCUUGUACAGCUCUGAGAUCCCAUCUGAAAAUGCCAAACGGAGUCUGGCCCUGUCUUCCACCUCUGAUUCCAAGCAAGACCAUGACAUGGGACUUCUGGGCGGCAGCCAACGACGGAGACACUGGUCACGUAAAGACAGGGAUAGUGUUGUGCUUCACUCUCAAAGGCCACUGGAUCGACCGGAGGAUGAUGGGACAAGUCUGGAGGGUCUAAGCCCUGUAAGGCUGGAGAUAGGGCCCGGGGACAGUAUGAGGACGGAGGUUCAUGAGGAGGUCAGGGGUCCUGCUCAUAUGCGGCGGGGAAAUCAUCCAACGAAGGGAGAGUUCAAUCGUAAAGGCAGGAGACAUGGCCACGGGCAUCAGGCUGAUCACAGAAAACAGGGAGGCAAAAGAGGCAAAGGUCGAGCUAAAGGGGAUCUCUAUGACCCUGAACCUGAAUUAAGCUCCUUGUUGAAGGAUAUGAAUGCAUUUGAGGAUGAUUUUUUCACCUCCCCGUCCAAUCACGACAAUGCCCCACUCACUGAAGCUCCCUCCCCUCUCUUCCCCAUUUUGGUAACCACGGCAAUCAACGAGCAUCCCCCAACACUGUCCCCAGCCUCCACCAAACCCCAGAAGCCGACUCGAGGGAAGGCUCAAGGGGAGGUGAUGCCAACUCUGGACAUGGCACUCUUUGACUGGACUGAUUAUGAGGAUAUGAAGCCUGUAGACACUUGGCCAUCCAACAAAAGAAAAGAUAAACGUCGUGGCAAAAACAAGAGUAAUGGGAACGCAACACUUGAUGCUGAUGUCAUUGACCCAUGUGACCAUCAUCUCAACUGCCUCCCUGGUUCCUGUUGUGACCUGAGAGAACAUGAGUGCAAACCUCACAAUCGCGGCCUAAACAACAAGUGUUAUGAUGACUGCAUGUGUGAAGAGGGUCUGCGUUGUUAUGCAAAGUUUCACCACAAGCGGAGGGUGACCCGAAGACGGGGCCGCUGUGUGGAGCCAGAAUCAGCCAACAGCAACCAAGGAGCCUUCAUCACCAUCUGACAUAUAGAGAGAUAUCCCAUAUGACUGAUGAUGGACUGAGCUUUGAAGAAUGUGGGUCAAAGUUAAAUGUCCUCUGCCCACAGAAUAAAUGUACAUACACUGUUCAUCUGCCUGUCAGGGUUCUGCACCAUUCAGAAUUAAAUAUAGAAUGGCUUUUAAAUUCUUGGAUUUGAAUUGAGGUAGCAAUCAGGAUACAGAAUUAAUUUGAAACCGGAAGUAGAAUUGUAUUUUUCAAUUUGAAUUAACCAUAAACGUUAUCACACACUCAACAUAUGGGAUAUUUCUAGAAACACUAGAUGAUAUUAAUAAUACAAUUUUGAAAUGCCAUAUAAUCAAAUUAUGUUGUUGGACCAUGGAAUUAAUCAAAGCCAACUAAUGGACCACUGAAUUUUUUUUAACAUACUUUUACUAGUAGUACACUUGCGUGGAUAGAUGAGCUCCAUAUAUUAUGUAAUUGAUAGAUUCAAAUUUGGUCAGUAUUUUUUAAAUACAAUUAUUUGAAAACAUUUUGGCGAUUUUUUUUGUGAUGCAGGGUGGCAUAAUUAAAAUCUGAAAAUAUCUGGAAAAAAAAGACGCGACUCUACCUAAAUUUUUUUUCAAAACUCUAAAAAUGCACCUUUACACACAGUUCAUCACAGCUUCCAGCUGAAAUGAACACUAGAGGCAGUAAAAUGGCAACAACUUUCAUCUCUUUUCAAACAAAUGAUGAUUAUGGGGACAUAUUAUCUAUUAAUAAACAGUUAUUUUUCUGUGGUUCCUUGCACAAUAUUAUAUAUUACCUCAAUAUGAUAACCUCAAAAUGUUUUUACCAUAGCA
Messenger RNA from Sinocyclocheilus grahami, 1971 nucleotides. RefSeq names its product dorsal inhibitory axon guidance protein a (gene draxina). Gene Ontology annotation, cellular component: extracellular region. The coding region runs from base 70 to 1155 and encodes 361 amino acids. The record is from RefSeq and is a predicted model, not a curated record. Gene Ontology annotation, biological process: axon guidance; Wnt signaling pathway. Lineage: Eukaryota; Metazoa; Chordata; Actinopteri; Cypriniformes; Cyprinidae. The transcript is spliced from 7 exons.